Danaus plexippus (monarch butterfly) is the source of this 2201-nucleotide messenger RNA. Its product is annotated as arylphorin subunit alpha-like. The transcript is spliced from 5 exons. The coding region runs from base 10 to 2118 and encodes 702 amino acids. NCBI's taxonomy places the organism in Eukaryota, Metazoa, Arthropoda, Insecta, Lepidoptera, Nymphalidae. The record is from RefSeq and is a predicted model, not a curated record.
CUUGUCAACAUGAAGACUGUCUUGGCAUUUGCUUGCCUGGCCCUAGCCUUGGCGGGCGCUGUGGUGGUUCCAAAUAAACCCGUCUACAAAAUUAAGUCUGUGGACAAUGAUUUUGUUGUAAAACAGAAGAGAAUUUUCAACCUCUUCAUCCACCCUGAGCAAGUAGAUCCUGAAGCAGAAUACUAUCAUGUCGGCAAGGACUACGAUAUUGAGGCCCACAUUGAUGACUAUUCCAACAAGAAGGUUGUCCAAGAAUUCUUAGACUUAUGGAAGUCUGGAUUUUUACCAAAGAACGUUCCUUUCUCUGUCUUCUAUGAAAGACAAAGGGAAGAAGUAGUUGCCCUGUUCAAUAUUUUGUAUAGUGCUAAAGAUUUUGAAAUCUUCUACAAGACCGCUGCCUUUGCGCGUGUCCACAUUAACGAAGGACAAUUCCUGUAUGCAUACUACAUUGCUUUGAUCCACCGUGCCGACACUAAGGGCUUCGUUGUACCUGCUCCUUACGAAAUUUACCCCGAACUCUUCACCAACUCAAAUGUUUGGUACAAGAUCUUCCGUAUUAAGAUGCAGAAUGGUAUCUUCUCACCCGACUUCGGAUCUGAGGACGGAAUUGUCCAUGAAGGAGAUCGCUACGUGGUAUACUCCAACUAUUCAGACUACCUAACGUACCAUAACGAUGAACACAGGAUUUCAUACUUUACUGAAGAUGUCGGUUUUAACGCUUUCUACUACUACUUCCAAUCCUACUUCCCCUUCUGGAUGGACGGCGACUUUUUCCCAGUAAUAAAGGACCGUCGUGGAGAAAUCUACUACUACGUCCACCAACAACUGUUGGCCCGUUACUACCUGGAACGUCUUUCAAAUGGAUUAGGUGAAAUUCCUGAUUUCUCUUGGUGGCAGCCUAUUAGGAGCGGUUACAGUCCCUACGUAAACUACUUCCACUCCUUUGUGCAAAGACCCUCGUACUACCAAAUCCCCUAUGAAAAGAAUGAAGAACUUCAACUUUUGGAUACCUAUGAGAAGACUUUCAUUCAAUAUCUUGAACAAGGUCAUAUCAAUUCUGUUAAUCAGGAGGUCGAUCUUCACAACUCUAAGUCAAUCAACUUCGUGGGCAACUUCUGGCAAGCUAAUGCUGAUAUGUGGGGUAAAGGUGGACGCAAGGACAACCACAACUCCUUCGAAGUUACAGCUCGUCGUAUUCUUGGUGCUGCUCCUGAACCCGUGGACAAAUAUAACUUUGUGCCAAGCGCUCUGGACUUCUACCAAACUUCUCUUCGUGACCCCAUCUUCUACCAAUUGUACAGCAAGAUUCUUAAAUACAUCGUCGAGUACAAGAAGUUCCUGGCUCCUUACAACCAGGAUAACUUACACUACGUUGGAGUUAAAAUCAAUGACGUUAAGGUAGACAAAUUAGUUACAUACUUUGACUACUUCGACUACGAUGUAUCCAAUAACGUAUUCUAUAACAAAGAAGAGCUCAAGUCGCAACAGUAUCCUUGGUACGUAGUACGUCAACCUCGUCUGAACCACAAGCCAUUCAAUGUAAAUAUCGAUGUUAAGUCUGACGUUGAAGGUGAAGCUGUGUUCAAAAUCUUUAUUGGACCUAAAUACAACAGCAAGGGUUAUCCUAUUUCCCUCGAAGACAACUGGCAAAACUUUGUUGAAUGGGACUGGUUCGUACACAAGCUCAACAAGGGACAGAACAAGAUUCAGCGCCAAUCUAGUGAUUUCUUCUACUACAAAGAUGAUUCCGUCCCUGUCCGUGAUGUUCUUAAACUUCUUGAAGAAUCUAAAAUCCCUGCUGAUAUGGCCAACGAGUAUGGUUCCUUCCCCAAACGGUUACUUGUUCCUAAAGGAUCUCUUGGUGGUUUCCCCUACCAGAUAUUUGUGAUGGUCUACCCGUACUCUCCAGUUGAUAAGAAAUUCGAAGGUUACAAGAGUUUUGCUGCGGAUAACAAGCCUUAUGGUUAUCCAUUCGACCGCCCAGUUCGUGAAUCUUACUUUAAGCAACCUAACAUGUUCUGGGAGGAUGUUGUGGUUUACCAUGAAGGAGAAGAGAUGGCCUACAAAUACAACAUUCCCUACUAUUCAAUUCAUCACAAUGAAGUUGUCAAACACUAAGAGGAGAGAGAAAUAUAUUAUUAAAAAUAAUAUCUUAACAAUGUAACUCAUUAUGUUUAAAUAAAAGUUCGUUUCAAUAUAAA